AUGGACUCCCACGAGUCAUUCUACGUCACAGACGACCUGGAGUUGUAUCCAGAGAUUGUGGGGCUGCAGCAGGUGCAGGUGGCGCCCCUCCCUGAGGAGAGCCUCUACGAGGAGACCCUCUACGAGGAGACCCCGACUGAGGAGAGCGUCUCUGUGGAGACCAUGGGGACUGAGGCGAUCAACGAAUACAAUGAUGUCGCCAGCAAUUGGUUCCACGGUGGCCACCACUAUCCACCUCUGAUUGCGCUGCAGCCUCUUUUUACAAACAGCCCAGCCCAAGGGGACUGCGACCAAGAAGUCAUGGUGCAGACGCAGGAGGAGGUGGUGACCUCCUCCCAAACCGAAAGCCUUCAGGCCGGUGACCAGACUAUCAUCCCAGGCCUCGACGACAGCUACUUUGAGCAGACCUUGGCUCCUCUGUCAGGCUCCAAGUCUUCCUUAGCCUGCAACCGCACCAGGAAGCCCAGCAGCCACGGCCAGAAACGCAACGGUAAGAAGGGUUACCCGGGCGGUGAGGUGACGGCGGCGGGAAGCAGCUCCGGGGCAGGCCCCAAGAAGUGGGAGCAGAAGCAGGUCCAGAUCCAAACCCUAGAGGGUCAGUUUUCUGUCACCAUGUGGUCUGCAACCAAUAAAAAAGACGCUGAGGCUGGACAGACUGAGAACUCAGUUCCUGAUUAUUCCGAGUACUUGACGGGUAAGAAACUGCCUCCUGAGGGAAUUCCUGGCAUUGAUCUCUCAGAUCCCAAACAACUGGCCGAAUUUACUAAAAUGAAACCUAAAAAACCCAAAGAUGAUGUGCCGAGAACAGUAGCUUGCCCUCACACAGGCUGCUUGAAGAUGUUCAGGGAUAAAGCUGCUUUGAAAAAACAUAUGCACACCCAUGGUCCCAGAGUUCAUGUCUGUGCAGAAUGUGGCAAAGCUUUUGUUGAGGGCUCAAAAUUGAAACGGCAUCAACUGGUGCAUACCGGAGAGAAGCCGUUUCAGUGCACCUUUGAAGGCUGCGGAAAACGCUUUUCCCUAGAUUUCAACCUGCGUACCCACGUGCGAAUCCAUACCGGAGAUAGGCCCUACGUGUGCCCUUUCAGUUGUUGUAAUAGAAGGUUUUCGCAGUCAACUAACCUGAAAUCUCAUAUCUUAACACAUACUAAGAAUAAAAAUAACCAGUAA
Messenger RNA from Budorcas taxicolor (takin), 1167 nucleotides. It is a transcript of the gene YY2, whose product is annotated as YY2 transcription factor. The record is from RefSeq and is a predicted model, not a curated record. Gene Ontology annotation, biological process: regulation of transcription by RNA polymerase II. Bases 1 to 1167 code for a protein of 388 amino acids. NCBI's taxonomy places the organism in Eukaryota, Metazoa, Chordata, Mammalia, Artiodactyla, Bovidae. The transcript has a single exon. Gene Ontology annotation, cellular component: PcG protein complex; transcription regulator complex. Gene Ontology annotation, molecular function: DNA-binding transcription factor activity, RNA polymerase II-specific; RNA polymerase II cis-regulatory region sequence-specific DNA binding.